Closterium sp. Naga37s-1 is the source of this 1908-nucleotide messenger RNA. The record is from the annotation of a GenBank genome assembly. NCBI's taxonomy places the organism in Eukaryota, Viridiplantae, Streptophyta, Zygnematophyceae, Desmidiales, Closteriaceae.
AUGGCAGCCGCGCUGCCGUCCACCGCGCUCAGAAUCGCCGCCCCGACGACAUUCGCGACAUCAUCGUUCUCCGGUAGGACAGCGGGGACACGCGGAUCAUCCGCUAUUUCCGCCGGGAAUGGGGGAAGCAGAAACCCUGCCAGCGGAAAAGAUUCAUCUAAGAAGGCCGCGGCGGACGUGUACACAGAGGACGAGGAGGCUUACAGCGAGGAAGAGGAGGCCUAUAGCGAGGAUGAGGAGAUAGACGAGGAGCUGCUAGCCGCCAUGCUGGCGGAAGAAGAGCUCCUGGCGGCGGAGCUGGAGAAGGGCGGAAGCGGAAGCGGAAGCGGAAGCGGAGAGACAGGGGGAAAGCGCGCAUGGUCGGACGAGGAGUGGGACGAGGAGGAACUAGACGAGCUCUUCGAUAAAUAUGGGAAGACUCUUAAAGAGGAUACGAGCGGCAGCAGCGCUGGGUACAAGCUUGUAAGAGAAGAGGAUGAUACCGGGGAUGAAGAUGAGCAGAAUGAUGGUAGCGAGGGUGGUAUUAACGGGGUUGUUGCCGUCAGCAGCGCAGUUGCUGCGUCACGAGCCGCGGAAGAAGCAUCGUCCGCCGCGCCGCGUUUCCCGCCGGAUUCGGACGAGGCGAGCGAGGCGUUCGCGGUCGCGCUGGCUGUCGCCGCGAGUGACGCUAAAGGGGGUGAUAUUAUCGCGCUGGACGUGCGGCCGCUCGUGUACUGGACGCAGUACUUCGUUAUAGCGACGGCCUUCUCGCGCGCGCAGAUGGACGCUAUAGCGAAGCGCAUGCGCGACGUGGCGGAGUCGCCACGGUUCGCGCGCGAGCAGAAGGGCGGGGAUAGGGGGAGCGGCGGGAGCGCCCGCGGGGGAAGCGCGUGGACGCUACUAGACUAUGGCGAUGUGGUAGUGCAUCUUUUUACUCCUAAGGAGCGCGAUUAUUACCGCCUAGAGGAGUUCUACGCCAAUGCGGAGGAGGUUCCGCUGCCGGACUCGGGGGAAGAGCGGAGGAGGAGAGGCGGGGAGCAGGGGAAGAGGGGGGGAGGGGAGGAGGGGAGGAGGGGAAGAGGGGAUGAGUUGGUGAAAAGGGGAAAAGAGGAGGAAGGUGGCGCGCUGAUAGUGAGUGGUGCUGCUGGUGCAUGGGAGAGAAGAAGGAACGGAGGAAGUGGUGGGAGGGAGGAGUCUGGGGGGGUGUUUAUGGCAAGGGAAGGGGCUGGAUGCUGGGUGGAGGUUUUUAGUGAGAGUAGGAUCUGGAGGUACAACAAGCUGCAGGACGAUUUCCCUUCUCUGCGCGAAUACAACGACUAUCUGGAGCACGUGGAGGAUAUAGUGUUUCGGCUGGUGGAGGGGAUUGAUGCGGCAGAAGCAGAGGCGGAGGUGAGGGCGUAUGAAGCGAACAACCGAGACAGCAUUGCUGCUGCCAGGGCCAAGCGGGCAGAGCGGCGAGCAGCCGAGCUGAGAGCAGCAGCACUGCCGCCCAAACCGGGGGAAUCGUCAGUGUACCAACUGGCAGCAUGUGUGUUGCGCAGGCGGCAUGUGUGUUGCGCAGGCGGCAUGUGGAGCCUUCCCUCCCCUCUCUCACCUCAUCCCUUCUUCCCCCCACCUUUUCCUCUCCCUUCAUUGCAGAUAGAGCAGCAGGAGAGGGAUCAGCUCGAAAUGACAACUGAUUUCGCCACAGCAGCAGCAGCAGGAGCAGGGGACAUGGCAGCAGGAGGGGCAUUCCCCCCUCGACCAAUGGGAAUGCUCCAGCCCAUGCCUGUGCACCAUACCGAUGGCAGCCUAGGCUCGGCACCGAGCCUGACUCCGGAGCAGCAACAGGCUCGAAUCUUGAAGGGGCAGAAGGCUGGCGGAUGGACGGUGGAGAGUUCGCACAGGAGAGCCGUGGAGGAGGCGUGGGGCACUCUGUGGGUCAUGUGA